GCUAUAAAUAACCCAACUCCUGGGCUUCUCAGAUAUCACAUGAACACGUUCCUCCUUUCUCGCAAAUAGUUAAGGAGAAGAACAAGCUCAUGGGGCUCCCAAAUGUCGCCCUAGUUCUGGCAAUAGCAAGUGUUAUCUGCCUCACCAUUCCCAACCUUUUUCUUGCCGAUGACUCCCCCAGUGAUUACCUGAAACCCCAUAACGACGUCCGAAAGAACGCCAAGGUGGACCCGCUGGAUUGGAACAAAGAACUGGCACGCUCCGCGGAGCAGAGCGCUGGUAACUGCGGGAAGGGAUCCUACGACGGCCGCUAUGGCGUGAACGUCUACAAGGGCCGCGGUGCCACCGCCUUCGACGCAGUGAAAGAAUGGACGAAGUGCAAACAAGGGGGCUGCAGUUCUGACUACGAGCAGGUGGUGUGGCCUCGCACCAAGUCGCUUGGAUGCGCACGUCACCAUUGCCAAGAUCGCCAGGGUGACUACUACUUCAUCGUCCGCUACUAUGACCCUCCAGCCUCCAAGCACUGAAGGAGGAUGGAUGUCGUCCAUAUGAGGUGUUGCACGAGUGUGAUAGUCCGUCUUGAUUACCCGCUGUUCCGGGUGUUAGCCAUCGGAAUGAGCUACUGCGGACUGUUUCUUUGAUGUAUCGUAUAGUUGAUCCCAUCUCGAUGGGAUCAUGAUUUGUUGUCGUCGUUUACCGUAUUGGUGUUGUAAUGCUUUGUUUGUUAUCCUUACUAGCUGGCACCUGGAGUUGUGUCAAUGUGUGCUCUUAAAUAUAAUUGUGUUGUACUGUGUUGAUUUGUGCUCUUAAAUAAAAUUGUGGUACGUGGGUUUUCCUAA
Molecule: messenger RNA, 839 nt
Organism: Elaeis guineensis (African oil palm)
Lineage: Eukaryota; Viridiplantae; Streptophyta; Magnoliopsida; Arecales; Arecaceae
Source: RefSeq, a predicted model, not a curated record